GCUUCGGCGCCGCCGCAACAGCAGGAGGCGACGGAUGGAGCGGGGAGCUUCAGGGCGGUAGCUCCCUCUCUGAUACCCUCCACCCCUCCCCCAAAAGGCGGCGGGAGGUAGUGAGGCGGCAAAGUGACCGCCUCCUUUCCCCACCUCCCCGUCACCAAUCCCGGGUCUAUCAUCAGCUUCUCACCAACCGGGGGUAAAAAAAAACACAAUAAUAAGAGGGGGCGGAAUGGCGGCAAAUAUGUACAGGGUUGGAGACUAUGUUUACUUUGAAAACUCUUCCAGUAAUCCUUACUUAAUAAGAAGAAUAGAAGAGCUCAAUAAGACUCCAAGUGGCAAUGUGGAAGCAAAGGUUGUCUGUUUUUACCGACGCAGAGACAUUUCAAACAGUCUGAUAGUACUUGCUGAUAAACAUGCAAAAGAAAUGGAGGAAGAACUGGAAACCCCAAGCAUUUUAGAUUUGACAGAGAAACAAAGACAUCAGCUUAAACACCGAGAGAUAUUUCUAUCUCGCCAGUAUGAGUCCCUUCCGGCCACACACAUAAGGAUGAUGAUUGGAGCUUUUUAA
This is a messenger RNA of Rhincodon typus (whale shark), 565 nucleotides long. Its product is annotated as metastasis-associated protein MTA3-like. Gene Ontology annotation, cellular component: NuRD complex; nucleoplasm. The coding region runs from base 227 to 565 and encodes 112 amino acids. The transcript has 5 exons. Gene Ontology annotation, molecular function: histone deacetylase binding; chromatin binding; transcription corepressor activity. The record is from RefSeq and is a predicted model, not a curated record. Gene Ontology annotation, biological process: negative regulation of transcription by RNA polymerase II. Lineage: Eukaryota; Metazoa; Chordata; Chondrichthyes; Orectolobiformes; Rhincodontidae.